Penicillium cosmopolitanum is the source of this 522-nucleotide messenger RNA. RefSeq lists its product as uncharacterized. Bases 1 to 522 code for a protein of 173 amino acids. The transcript is spliced from 2 exons. NCBI's taxonomy places the organism in Eukaryota, Fungi, Ascomycota, Eurotiomycetes, Eurotiales, Aspergillaceae. The record is from RefSeq and is a predicted model, not a curated record.
AUGCCCGGGAAAUUCCUCAACUGCGAGUAUGUCGAGAUAUAUCAUGAUCUCACUUCCGAAGAUGACCAGUCGGACUCUCCAUGCCUGUGGUGCUGGGAGGAACUACCCACAGCAUCUAUCGACGACCCUAUGCCAACCUUUGGAUGCAGCGAUUAUUCUAUUGAAGGUUUAAAUUCGGAUAUUUCACCCUUUGAAUUGGCAGCGCAAUUCAACCCUGAAACGGAGAGAGAAGAUUCUAGUGAUCUUGCUUUUAUUCAAGUUUCCUUGGAGCAUUACAUGAGUGAUGUUUACUCGGUGAUCUCAAGUGGCAAUCCCGAAGAUGACUCCUGUGGACAAGAGACCCCGGAGACAGAUAUCCUUGAACAAUUAGCUGAUAUGCUUAUACAGAUUGAGGAGGAAGAGCCUUUGCUCGUGCACACCGGUUUAUAUGAGUCAUCCUCGCCAUCGCCUGAGGAGGCAGGAUCAUCUGAUUCUGAGCUGGAGGAAUUUGGAUUCUUCUUAACACCCCACGAAAUCCUGUGA